AUGCGAACACACUUCAAAGCUGUUCAUUCGAAUGAGCGACCUCACAAAUGCAAUUACUGUGAUAAAACUUUUACUCGAAUGCAUUGUCUCCGGGUGCACGAAAAGUCUGUUCAUUUGAAGCAACGACCUCAUACAUGUGAACAUUGUGGUAAAUCGUUUGCGGAGAAGGGGAAUCUACGACAACACCUGAAAUCUGUGCAUUCGAUGCAUGCCUUCACAGGAGAUGCAACCAGCAAUGGUACCGCAAAUCAGCAUUGGUGAUGAAAUAUUGGAAACUACCUUGGACGUGUCGUUUCCACUCACCAGCAGUUGCCCAGUGUGCUUCGUAUCCGCGUAUCGAAGUAGCUGCCGCAUUCGGAAGCUUGAGGACUGAGAGUGGAACAAUCACCUGCUUACCGUUGGCACGAACUUGAUGGGGAUCAGAUCCAUGGUGCUGUCUGUUAUUAUCUGCGGCAGCGGAACG
Dicrocoelium dendriticum is the source of this 463-nucleotide messenger RNA. The record is from the annotation of a GenBank genome assembly. Lineage: Eukaryota; Metazoa; Platyhelminthes; Trematoda; Plagiorchiida; Dicrocoeliidae.